Arachis stenosperma is the source of this 1420-nucleotide messenger RNA. RefSeq lists its product as uncharacterized. Bases 568 to 1179 code for a protein of 203 amino acids. The transcript is spliced from 7 exons. NCBI's taxonomy places the organism in Eukaryota, Viridiplantae, Streptophyta, Magnoliopsida, Fabales, Fabaceae. The record is from RefSeq and is a predicted model, not a curated record.
UUUUUCUUCUAUUUUUUUUAUAUCCAAACAAAACCUAAAAUAAUACUAGAGAGCUAGUAACUUUUGUGAUUUAUAAUUAUCAAAUAGCCAUUAAUAAUAAUUUUAAUAGUAUAAAAUUAGUAUGAAAUUUUAUCUAAUAAUUUAUUUUUUUUUCUGAUUAUAUACUGACUAAAAUUUAAUAAAAUUCCAUUCCUUAAAUUUUUUUCGUAGGAUUAUUGUGUUAAAUAUUGAUGUGACAUAUUUUGUCAUAUUAGAAUGAUGAAUAAUAUAUAAUAUUCUGAACUUAAGAUAUUUUUUCGGGUUAAUAGUAUUAUUAUGAAUUCUGGAAACUUCUCGCUUAGACACAGGCCGAUAUUAAAGAGGCCCGAUACCAAAUGGGCCAAUUUAAAAAAAAAGCCGAAUAUGGAGCCCAUUGAAUCUGAGGAAUUGCGUUGACCGGCUCCGCACUUGAAUUAGAUGACAUCACAUCACACGACCAAAGAAAGAAUUAGAUGACGUCAGCACCACGUGUAACAGUUACAUUGCUAUAAUCCGAACAUGAAACUAGAUCAAUUGAACUAAGUAGAUAUGGGACAUCGAAGUGUUAUACUUGUAACAUUUUUGCUUCUGCAAACUCUCUCGGCUACAACUGAUUUCCUCUCUCCGAUCUAUGAGGAUGUGUGCAAAGGAGUUGAAUGUGGAAAGGGGGCCUGCAAGCCUUCUAAGAACAGCACUUUCUUAUAUGAAUGUGAGUGCAAUCCUGGUUGGAAGCAAUCUCUCUCUUCCCAUGCUCAGGUUUUCACCUUUCUUCCUUGCAUAGUACCCAAUUGUACCCUGAACUACUCUUGCAUGGAAGCCCCUGCCCCUGCUCCACACAAAGAAAGAAGAUCCAAUGAAUCAGUUUUUGAUGCUUGCUUUUGGGUUGAUUGUGGAGGUGGGUCAUGUAACAAGACAUCACCCUUCUCCUACAGUUGCCAUUGUGAUGCUGGAUAUUACAAUAUUCUCAAUGCCACUGCCUUCCCUUGUGUCAAACAAUGUGCUAUUGGCAUUGGUUGCUCUAACCUGGGAAUUUCAAUGACGAACUCAUCUACCACAGCACCGCCACCAACAUUGUCCGUGAGCGCUAGCUCAACUCUUCAAGGAAGCUGUAUUGGGUUGCUUAUGUUGAUAAUGUUCAUGGCUAGUAUACAAUUGCAUUAGGGCUUUUUGUCCUUGAUCUUAAGACUUAAGAGUCUCUCAUUCUAUUUUUGGUCCGUGAACCCUGCAUGUUACUGAUCACUGAAUAAUGCCACACAGAGUUCAAUCCCAUGAUUAUUGUAUGUUAUUGACACGGAAGCUAAGAUUAUAGGUUAUGGAAGUUGCAUCUUUCAUAUAAUUUUUGUCUUGUUAUUUCAUAGUAUUUACAAGAAAAAAUAUUAUUAUUUCAGACAGAUAUAUUCAG